CAAAUUAGCAACGAAAGAAGUUAUCAAUAGUGACAAAAUGGCUUCUUAUAUGGAGAGUUCGAUUCAUAGAGGAUCAGAAUCAUUCUUUGACUUUUCUUGUUUCACCUGUCAGGAAAAUGACAGAAACACGGAGGCUGAUUUUUACUGUGAAGAAUGUUCUAAAUUUUACUGUAGCAAAUGUGUUGAGCAUCAUAGCUAUCUUUACAAGAAGCAUGCAAUUUUGGACAAGAAAAACAUCAGCCAGUGGCCUGAGACUGAUGAGUCUGGACAAGAGAUAUGUCAGGAGCACAAGAAGGAAAAACUGACAGGAUUCUGUGAGGACCACAGUCAGCUGAUAUGUCAUGCCUGCCAUGUCCACAAUCAUCAAUUAUGCAGUCAUGUGGUACUAAUAGCUGACAAGGUGAAAGACCUCAAUCAAAAAAGAGACUUCGAACAGUUGUCAGCAACUCUUGAUACACAACACCAGCAGUUGAUAAAGAAGAAACAUGACUUUGAGGAAAAUUCGAAGUCUCUUGAGAAAUCUUACAAGAAAAUUCUGGAAGAAAUCAAUGCUUUACGAAAGACUAUAAAUGACGCUUUGGAUCAACUGGAGAAAAAUACCAAGAAGGCUUUGGACACAUUGUUGGUCAAUGUGAAGACAUCUAUCAGAAAUGACAUUGAAAACUGCAAUAAGUCCAUAAAAUAUAUAUCAUGCUUACAAGAAAAUUUGCUGACAAGUAAAUACAAAAAAGAAGCACUGAGUUUUAUCAAGUAA
Molecule: messenger RNA, 754 nt
Organism: Dreissena polymorpha
Lineage: Eukaryota; Metazoa; Mollusca; Bivalvia; Myida; Dreissenidae
Product: E3 ubiquitin-protein ligase TRIM33-like
Exons: 2
Coding region: 38-754 (238 amino acids)
Biological process (GO): positive regulation of DNA-templated transcription
Cellular component (GO): chromatin; nucleoplasm
Molecular function (GO): ubiquitin-protein transferase activity; zinc ion binding
Source: RefSeq, a predicted model, not a curated record